AUUAAACAGAAUGCUGUGCCUGGUAUUCUAUGGAACGCUAGGCUGGAAUAUAUUCUGAAUCCUUGAUGGAGCAGAAGAGAGGAGCUGUUCCCUCUCGGAGGGAAGGAUUUACACAGCCCUCUAGUUCUGGUCCUUAAGCCAUCCCCACAAAGGGAACCGGAGAAAAAUACAUCUCCCAUGAGCCUUUGUCUCGAGGACCGCUAGGGGUGGUCGGGCAGGGCGCCUCGAUGCCUGCCGGGAGUUGUGGUUCUCCUAGGCCGCGUCACUCCACCGUCGCCCACCCGAACUUCUUUGUGGACGUGGCGCGGAGGUCCCUCUGCACCGCUGUUCGUUGGCCCCGCCUCUUGGCUCCUCCUGCGCAUUCAUUGGUUGUUGGGCGUGGCCUUUGCGUAGCCGGGGCGGGGCCUGGCUGGCUGGCUGCCAAAUUGGGCAUUUUUGGGAGAACUUGAAACCAAACGUGGAGAGCAGAAAGAAACUGGAUAACAGGAUAACGGGGGACCUACGAUGUGUCGUCCAUCACUCCAGCUGCUGUUUCUGCCGCUGCUGCUGCUGCUGCUACUGGGGCUGCUGCUGCGGCGCGGGGCCCAAGGAAAGCCAUCCCCAGAUGUGGGUCCUCAUGGCCAGGCCAGGGUACACCAGGCAACGCCCUUGAGCGAUGCCCCUCACGACGACGCCCACGGGAAUUUCCAGUACGACCACGAGGCCUUCCUAGGACGGGAAGUGGCCAAGGAAUUCGACCAGCUCACCCCUGAGGAAAGCCAGGCCCGCCUCGGGAGAAUUGUGGACCGCAUGGACCGGGCUGGCGAUGGGGAUGGCUUGGUGUCGCUGGCCGAGCUUCGCUCGUGGAUCGCGCACACGCAGCAGCGCCACAUACGGGACUCGGUGAGCGCGGCCUGGGACACGUACGACACGGACCGCGAUGGGCGCGUGGGUUGGGAGGAGCUGCGCAACGCCACCUACGGUCACUAUGCUCCCGGGGAGGAAUUCCACGAUGUGGAGGACGCGGAGGCCUACAAGAAGAUGCUGGCCCGGGACGAGCGGCGCUUCCGGGUGGCUGACCAGGACGGGGACUCCAUGGCCACGAGGGAGGAGCUGACGGCCUUCCUGCACCCGGAGGAGUUCCCACACAUGCGGGACAUCGUGAUCGCUGAAACCCUGGAGGACCUGGACAAAGACAAGGACGGCUACGUGCAGGUGGAGGAGUACAUCGCGGACCUGUACUCCGAGGAGCCGGGGCAGGAGGAGCCGGCCUGGGUACAGACAGAGCGGCAGCAGUUCCGGGACUUCCGCGACCUCAACAAGGACGGGCGGCUGGAUGGCAGUGAGGUUGGCUACUGGGUGCUGCCCCCGUCACAGGACCAGCCCCUGGUGGAGGCGAACCACCUGCUGCAUGAGAGCGACACGGACAAGGAUGGGCAGCUGAGCAAGGCUGAGAUCCUGCAGAACUGGAACAUGUUUGUGGGCAGCCAGGCCACCAACUACGGCGAGGACCUCACACGACACCACGAUGAGCUCUAAGCCCCACAUGAGCAAGUGAUACAGCUCGUGCAGCCUGGCCCCAGGGGACACUCCUGCCUCAGCCUCUCCUUGGCACUUGACCCUGCUCUCCCCACCCUAGGGUCCCUUAGAGCCCCCAGUGUGGACAGCACCAGGCUCACCACAGGGUUUCCUGCCCAGACUAGGGCUGGCAUCUCAGCUCAGCCUACAGGAGCCCUCACCCACUGUACCCCAUGUCUGAGCCACCACCACUGACACCCAGAAACUCAGCACUGGUCCUGGGCCUCCCCUCUGCCAGGGCAACAAUAAAAUCCAGCGAUGGG
Octodon degus (degu) is the source of this 1820-nucleotide messenger RNA. RefSeq names its product reticulocalbin 3 (gene Rcn3). Lineage: Eukaryota; Metazoa; Chordata; Mammalia; Rodentia; Octodontidae. Gene Ontology annotation, cellular component: endoplasmic reticulum. The transcript is spliced from 7 exons. The coding region runs from base 505 to 1518 and encodes 337 amino acids. The record is from RefSeq and is a predicted model, not a curated record. Gene Ontology annotation, molecular function: calcium ion binding.